Messenger RNA from Coregonus sp. 'balchen', 1194 nucleotides. The record is from the annotation of a GenBank genome assembly. NCBI's taxonomy places the organism in Eukaryota, Metazoa, Chordata, Actinopteri, Salmoniformes, Salmonidae.
AUGGCUCAAGGACGCAUCACUGAGGUGGAACAUACCUUUGUCCAGGUGGAGGAUAGCAUGGACAGUGUGAGGCUGCUCUUUGAGGAGUGCAUAGACGUGGGCCGUCUGGAAAGUCGGAGGGGCGAAUUGGUAUGGGAGCUGUUGCACCUGGAGCAGCUUAUUCUGCAGGCUAAGGAGGCUCUGAAGGGACAGUUGUUAGAGGCACGUAGAGUCUUACCAGCAUCCAGUUGGAGUAUAUUAAUCUGCAGAUAGAGGUGGGACAGGUGAAGAGUAAGCGGUUUGUCAUAGCCAGAGACUGUAUCCAGAGCCAGCUGGCACUGGCUGCACGACAGUACGAGAUGGCCCAGUCCACAGUCACACAGGUAAAGUGGAGUGGAACCCCCACAACAUUGCAUGUAAGCUUUUGUGAGAAAGUAGUUAAUGUACCCUGAGUGAGCGGUAACAGUAUGAUGGGUGAUGACUUUUUCUCAGCAUUUUCCUGUGAUUGAUUUUUUUUAAAUGUUCUUGGUCAUCCCUUUGAUGCGACUUUUCAUUGUGUUGACGUGUUAUGUUGAUGGACGUUACCACAGAUUUGUUAUCGUUGUGUUAAUGGCUGCCUGUCAUCUGAGAGUUAAUCACACAUUGUUUGUAUGAGUGUAAACUAGCUUUUAUUCAUUUUUCUGCCCCUAGGAGGAGCUCCAGGCCCAUGUCCAGAGUCUCACCGAGGAGGUUAGCCCAGCUUCUGGAGACAUUUACAUUUACAUUUUAGUCAUUUAGCAGACGCUCUUAUCCAGAGCGACUUACAGUUAGUGAGUGCAUACAUGAUUUUUGUAUUUUUCAUACCCCCCGUGGGAAUCGAACCCACAACCCCUGCUCUACAUCCCUGCCGACCAUUCCCUCCCCUACCCUGGAUGACGCUGGGCCAACAAUUGGAGACCCAGCACAACCAGCUGAACACCCUGAAGGACCGGGCCGUGAGCGAUGUCACUGUGCCUCAGUGGCAGCAUGAGGAAUCUAGAAGGCUGGUUUGAGCCGCGACUGCUAGCCCUGCUCCGGAGGAGGCAGGCUGGGAAGGAUACCUUGAGCCAGUAAAGGUGUGAUGUAACGGUUCUAAUUUCUUCUCAUCAGGAGACUGUGGACUCCGUUGACGAGACCAUGAGGAAGCUGAAGCUUCAUGUUCAGAAAAAGGCAAACAGACAAUUGGAAAAAUUUUAA